UGCCGCUGGGACCGGUCCUGCAGCUCAAUUCUGACGGUCGAAAAGUCCGAAGUGGCGAAGCACCUCCAUAUAGCGCACGGUGUCAAACCUGGCGGCGACAAAAAUGUGAUGUCGUGCAGCUGGGAUGGUUGCGGGAAGGAGAUGAAGAAGGAAAGCAUAUCGCGACACAUAGUUGCGGUUCACUUGAGCAAGAAAACGGAAUGCACCAGUUGUGGAAAGCAGUUUGCUCGGUGGGAUUCCAAGCUACGUCAU
This is a messenger RNA of Suillus paluster, 252 nucleotides long. RefSeq lists its product as uncharacterized. The transcript has a single exon. The record is from RefSeq and is a predicted model, not a curated record. Lineage: Eukaryota; Fungi; Basidiomycota; Agaricomycetes; Boletales; Suillaceae. The annotation marks the transcript as partial.